Exaiptasia diaphana is the source of this 4140-nucleotide messenger RNA. Its product is annotated as tumor necrosis factor alpha-induced protein 3. The transcript has 7 exons. Gene Ontology annotation, molecular function: K63-linked polyubiquitin modification-dependent protein binding; cysteine-type deubiquitinase activity; DNA binding. Lineage: Eukaryota; Metazoa; Cnidaria; Anthozoa; Actiniaria; Aiptasiidae. The record is from RefSeq and is a predicted model, not a curated record. Gene Ontology annotation, biological process: protein deubiquitination involved in ubiquitin-dependent protein catabolic process. Bases 180 to 3542 code for a protein of 1120 amino acids. Gene Ontology annotation, cellular component: cytoplasm; nucleus.
AAUACACRACUUUAAAGUCAACUGCUGAAGGAACUCGAUCUAAUAUUUCCCAUUUGUUUACUUCGUAAAGACGCAACGCACUGAAUUAACAAGAACGUUUGACUUAAACCUCGAUCCAUGAACCACCAUUGAAAUCGUCCACAAUAAUAACAGCGAAUUCAAAUACAAGCUGGUCAAAAAUGCUAUCUCAUCCUCAUUUUGAGCGAAGCAUCUCUCUGAACGAUUUGGACACAUCUGUAAAAGUACGGGAGCAUGUCCAAAAAGAUGUUGUUAACCCAGAAGAUGACUCAAAACAYUCCUUCUUCAAAUCCAUGAGCCAGUUUACAUUGGUUCUUCGAAGCUUCAAAGACUUYCCCGUUGACUACAAGAAGUUCUUGUACAGUUAUCUAGUCGAUUUGGUGGUAUUUCGUGAACUUGAAGMAUGCAARAGGCUGAACUGGUGUGAAGGCUUGUUUCCWAUGGUUCCUGUUUUAACAAUGGGUGAYGGRAAUUGUUUGAUGCAUGCUGCUUCUAUUGGGAUGUGGGCUGUYAGUGACCGCUAUCAUACCUUGAGGAAGUUGGUGUACAAUGCUCUGCUUGAAGAUGUUGACAGAUUUUAUCACAAAAGAUGGCAAAGAGAGAUGGAAGUCAGCAAUCUAUCUCGUCAUGGUUACGAAAUGACAGAAGAACAAUGGACCAAAGAAUGGCAAAUUGUGCUGGAACUUGUCUCACAGGGUGAAUAUCCMCUUGGCAACAAUGGUAUGCAGUACAGCAGUCUUGAGGAAAUCCACAUMUUUGUUCUUGCCAAUGUUCUUCGCCGUACAAUCAUUGUAAUAUCAAAUGACAUACAGAGAGGGAACUAUGAUGAGCCCUUGACCCCCCUGAAUUAUCCAGGUAUAUACCUCCCCCUGAAUUGGGACCCUGUUGACUGUGUGAAAACCCCUCUKGURAUUGGCUAUUCACAAGGACAUUUUACAGCUGUGGUAAGUUUUGAGGAUGGAGUAUUUGACAGAGGUGAAGUUAUUGAUGACUAUGGUGUGAAGGUUCAUGGCGUACCCCUUCAACAACACAAYGGCAAACCUCUYCCURUCCAUUUUCUGCUUGAAGAUGAAGAAGAUAUUGGUGAUGGUCURAUACGGCAGUAUUUAGACUGUACAAGAGUCCCCCAUAGGGACCCCCAGAGUAACAAGGAUGUUAUYACUUUAGCUGCAAAGCUACAAUUCAUGAAACCCCCAGGAUGCAUUGCUGGUUUGGUUGAUUCUUUCUUUUCAUCUGCUCAAGAUACUUACACAAUUAUGUUGCAUCAGAAAUCUGAAAAUCAUAGUUGUCAAACUCCUUUACUCCAAUUGGAGCCGUGCAAGACAGAAAACUGUCAGUUUUUUGGUACAUAUGAGACUCUGUACUUAUGCUCGAAGUGCCUUGAUGAAUAUUUGAUGAAUGAAUCUUCUGGUGCAGCAGGGAAGGUAAAAGAGGCACUGGUCAACAAACAAAUGGAAGGAAGGCAUUAUGAAAGCCAUCAAAAACAGCAGCAACAACCCAAUGAAUUACAACUACAGCAAGGCUUUGAAAAACAUCAACAUCAACAACAACAACAACUGCUGUCUGAGCAACAGCAAAAUCCCCAAAAGCUACAGCAGAAWAUGUGUGCUAAAGGUGACUGCAAUCACAUCUCAUACCAAGGAUGUGGUGAUCUAUGUUUGAGAUGCUAUGACUCAGAUGUUUUGUUAAGACAACAGAACGCUACGUCGUCAAAUAAUGCAACUCCAACAACAUCCUGCGUCAACAAGGUCAAUGGGUGUGAGUUCUUUGGCAUUCCACAACAGGAGGGUUUCUGUUCAAGAUGCUACGAAAGAUUUUGCGCAGAAAUGCAGUCACUUCGAAUUGAAGACAGCCGCAAACCAAGAGGACAAACUGGCCAGGGACUGCCACAGGAACGACGAUGUCAAAACCAGGGUUGUACAAGACCAGCCUGUCCAGAGCUGUAUGACAGAUGUGUUGAAUGCUAUGGUGACUGCAUCAAACAGUUUAUUCAUGCAAAUGAAAGACAAUCCAUGGAAGCCUUUGCUGCUCCGUCACCUGAGCAGCCUCCUCAAACCCCCUUGCUUCCAAAGCUGUGCACCAUGCCUGCAUGUCAGAAUGAAGGACAAGAGAAGUAUGGCGGCCAUUGUGUCCACUGCUUUCAAAUCAGACCGUACGAAGUGCCUCUGGAUAUCGAACGACCAUCUCAAACAUUCAAACAGAAUGAACAAGGAUUUUCGUCACCUUUUUCCCAUCAGCCUCCGUCACACAACGUCCAUUCACUAUUGUACUGUGAAACACCAGCAUGCGGACAGCCACUCGGCGAAACAAGUGGCACUCUCUGUACAAAAUGUAUAAUGAAAAAGUUCCAAUUGAAGAGAAAAGUUUCCCCACAACAACAGCAGCCAUUUUUUAUCGAAAAAACAUUACCAAGCAAUGAAGAACCUCAGAGUAGUGAGAGAAAAGAGGAAGUCUUACGUGCUCGUGAGAGGCUACAGCCAUUGUUUAUCCCGCCACCUCGUGACCAACUCCCGUUUGGUAACACUGCACCAAGAAUUCCAGAGAGAAAAGUGCUGGAGGUGUUUAAACCUGGAAAUGGUAACGCAGAAAACCAAGAGUCUGGAACACGUUGCCUCACACCAAACUGUCCUUUCUUUGCCAACCCUGAGACUCAAUUCCUGUGCACCAGCUGCCACCAGAAAGAGAAGAAAGAAUGGGAAAAGAUUAAUAAAAUGGCACAAAGACAACUACCGCAACUUCGUAAUUGUGCGUUUACAAACUGCUAUAACUGGGAAAGCCCAGGAAAUGGUGGUCUGUGUGACAAGUGCUUUCAGACGGGUAUCCGUAAUGAGAAGGUCUGGGAUUCACAAAACCGACGACAACCGCCGAGAGAACCCCAGCGACAACAACCAGUUUCGCCAAAGAAAAGCUCUCCUCGUAAGACUACAAAUUUCAUCAGCACCGGUUUGCCUUGUAAUUCCCCAGGCUGUCUCAGGUUUGGUACAGAAGACAAACAAGGCUAUUGCGAUCGCUGCUUCGAAAAACAACAAUCCAGGCAAGCCAUUAAACCGAGUCCACUCACAGAACUACCAUCCUCUGCCAAUAUUAGACGUGAAAGACCUGAGCAAAUCCCAAACCCCAAUCCUAUUGCGCAUGAGCCCGUUCUAGUCUCCCAGCCGCAAUCUAGAGUUUUUGGAGAGAGGUCUGGACGAUUUUCUAAUAUUUGCGUACAAGAAGGAUGUAAAAUGACUGGAAGUGCACAUUUUGGUGGAUAUUGCUCCAAGUGCUUUGAAGACUACACAAAGUUACACAGUUAUCCAGAAUCAGUUGCAGAUUUGGUAUCAUGUCAAGAGCCCCCAUCGCCAGAACAAAGUGUCARCACCGAACCGGUUUCAACAGGUUUGACUACUUUGCCGCCAAUCUCUCCACGAACCUGCGCAAUGCCACGAUGUAAUAACCAAGUGCAGCCAAGCACUAUGAGUCACUGUAGAGACUGUUUAGCCAAACUAUACCCCCAGUACGCACGCGCAAAUAAUAUGACAUGAGUUAGUGAGAUUACGUGACUAUGGUAUUGCGUGACUAUAAAUUUAUUGAGCUGCUAAAUUUAGGUAUUAUUAGGUAGUUGUUGCGCAUUUAAUGUGUUUGUAUUAAGGUGUCACAAGAUCUUCGCACACUGGAAAAAAUCGCGCGCUUUAAAGGUUGUAAAUUUGAUGUAAAUAUUAUGUAAGUGUCCAAAAUGACAAAAUGAUGUAAAUUUGAUGUAAAUUUACAUCAAAUUUAAGCAUCAAAUUUACAUCAUUUUGGACACUUACAUAAUAUUUACAUCAAAUUUACAACCUUUUAAAGUGAACGAUUUUUUCCAGCGAUAUGCUUUAAUUUAUAAAUUGCGUUAUAGCAAUUCACUCUUGUAAAUAUAGCCAACAGCAAAURCAUUUUUCUAGAUAUGGUAGAUAUUUAUUUAUUGAAAAAAUAGAUUAGAGCAAUAACAUUAUUAUAACCUCGUUAAUUAUAUAUCCAUUUUUUGUCUCUCCCAAAGUAAGCAAGGGUCAUUGCAUAGGGUCAUUUGAAGAGAAUCCGACCGCUGAUAUCAAUAUAUAUUGUAAAUAUGUUUGAUUGAUUAUAUCAAUUAUAAUAUAAGAUGUG